AUGGAGAAGUAUGAGCAAAUACUAACCAUAGGCAGGGGAUCAAGUGCUGAGGUCUUCCUGAUGAGGAACAUAGAGACAAAGAAACUGUUUGCCGUGAAAAAAAUCAAGACAGAUCCAUCAAAGAAAAUGAGAACCAAAGAGGCAGUGCUUCAGGAGGUGACCAUCCUGGGCAAACUCAAGCACCUCCACAUUGUAACCUGCCAUGAGCACUUCUUUGAGGAGGAACAUAUGUUCAUCAUCCAGGAUUACUGUGAUGGUGGCUCCCUGGAUGACCACAUUAAGAUGAGGAAGGAGGGGUACUUUCCCGAGAACACAAUCAUGGAAUGGUUUGUGCAACUAGCUAUGGCUGUUCAGUACAUCCAUUCCAUAAAGAUCCUGCACCGAGAUAUCAAAACAUCCAAUGUGUUUCUCACUAAGAAAGGGAUGGUGAAACUGGGGGACUUUGGCAUUUCGAAGGUCAUGAACAGCACCCUGGACAUGGCAAGCACUUUUGUAGGCACACCCUAUUACUUGAGCCCAGAGCUCUGCGAGGAUGUGCCGUACAGCUCCAAGUCAGACAUCUGGGCGCUGGGAUGUGUUCUCUUUGAAAUGUGUGCCUUAAAGCCACCCUUUGAUGGAAUAAAUCUGGUCAGCUUGUUUUACAAGAUUGUGAAAGGCGAGUAUGCUGCUGUGCCAGAGUGCUAUUCUGAGCCCCUGCAUGGCUUGAUCCAAACCAUCCUGGCAAAGUGCCCAGGAAAGAGACCCAGUGCCAGCAGCAUCCUCAACAUCCCUUUUGUCCAGCAACACCUGAAGCUCUUCCUUCUUCACCAAGAAUCCCAACUCUUCAAGCAGCAACAUCUGGCAAAGCUCCAUGAGGAGGACAACACAGAUCCCCUCUCAUCCACACCUCAAAGUAAGACACUGUUGGCUCACCAAGGGAGGGGAGCCUUAAGGCCAAAGUCAGCUCCACGGUAUGUCAACACACACAGUCCAGAGCUUUAUAAGCCAGAGGAGCUCUCCAGCACUCUAGACAGCAGCUCAGAUUACUCUGAAGACUUUGAGCAUAAAAGUGUAUCUUCCAUUGAGGAGAACUUAGAAGAUGACAUACCCAUUCCACCUCUGAUCAAGGAGGUGCCAAGAGAGAUAGAGUGGAAGGAUGAGGCGGAGCUGACCGAUUACCCUGAUGAUUUUGAGGAGGUUGAGGAGACCAGCCUGGAGGACGUGGUGAGCAAUGCUCGCUGUGCGAUCAAGAUGCCAGCUGACAAUGAGGCAUUCCAGGAGGAACAGAUGGAUAACCAAGGGCCUGCUGAUCUCUCCUUCACCCUGAAGACUUUGCGGGAGACAUGCAAAGGUGAGGCUGGAACUUCUCUGUAUGAUGAAAUCACAGGUCAGGCCCAGUUCACCCCUGAGGAUCUGCAGCCUCAUUUUGAACAUCGAAUGGGCCCUGACCACCUGGAGACCUGCUAUCUGCUCCUCAGCUUGGACCAGGAAACAACUUAG
Messenger RNA from Trachemys scripta elegans, 1479 nucleotides. RefSeq names its product serine/threonine-protein kinase Nek6-like. Bases 1 to 1479 code for a protein of 492 amino acids. Lineage: Eukaryota; Metazoa; Chordata; Testudines; Emydidae. The transcript has 3 exons. Gene Ontology annotation, biological process: protein phosphorylation. Gene Ontology annotation, molecular function: ATP binding; protein kinase activity. The record is from RefSeq and is a predicted model, not a curated record.